UAUUUAUUCCAUUCAAAAUAUGAUCGUUUGUUCAAUCGAAACGAAUACAUUUACAUAACGAAAUCGGUUAAGAAGUUGAAAAUUUGGGAAAUUAAUUCGAAAAUGCUGUCCAUCGUGCAUUGGUGUACACUAUGCAGUCGCCCAAAAUAGAAAGGUGAGCCGCUCAAUCACCAAUACGAAGACCUUUUGAAAGUGUAUAGCAUGGCCGAAAAAAAGAAGCGAUCCAAAGUAACAUUAACCAAAUGUAAUAAAGAAGAAGAUGGAAAGAAAGAAAAAAAAUAUUAUAAAACACGCAUACACACACUACAGGUAUUCAUUGGGGCGACAUGGUCGUGUUGUUAGUACAACUUUUAUCGUCAAGUUAACCGCACAAUUUUAUCGAGAUAGCCUUGAGGGAAACUUUUCAAAAAUGGGCUUUGGACUGAUUUUAUUGCUUAUUUUGUACAUCAUUUGGGAUUUCAACUACUUUAUUCGAUGUGUGUUCACUGUGGCUUUGGGCCGAUUAUUCCAACAGAAACGGAAGAUCAACGAAACAACCACUAUUUAUGGCUUAUGUACAACACAGGAUGUUGACAUUUUCAUCAGACACAUGAACAAUGCACGAUAUGUGCGUGAACUUGACUUCGCCCGAUUCCACUUCUAUGCGUUGACCGGAUUGUAUGAAGGUGUACGCAAAAAUGGAGGUGGUGCUGUUCAGGGUGCCUCAUCGGUGCGUUAUCGCAAAACCAUUCCUAUCUUUAAUCCAUAUAAAAUCGAAACCAAACUCAUUUGGUGGGACGAAAAGGCAAUUUACUUGGAGCAAAAAUUCAUCACCUUCGAUGGUUUCGUACGGGCUAUUGCCAUGUCAAAGCAAAAUAUCACAAAUUGUAAUGUUGUUCAACUCAUGAAUGGGUUCCAAGGCGGUGAGAAAAUCCCAGACCCACCACAAGAAUUGCAAUUAUGGUUGAACGCCAUCGAAGUAUCCAGUGAGAAAUUGCGUAAAGACAAGAAGAGCAAAUGAAGCGGCCCAAUCCGAAUAGCGGCUUCAUUCAUCUAGAUUUCUGUUAUCGCCUUUUUACCAAUCGUGGAAAUGUUUUUGUAUUAGAAAAUUAAAGAAAAAUGCGCUUACAAAUUCAUAAA
Messenger RNA from Sitodiplosis mosellana (orange wheat blossom midge), 1119 nucleotides. RefSeq names its product protein THEM6-like. Lineage: Eukaryota; Metazoa; Arthropoda; Insecta; Diptera; Cecidomyiidae. The record is from RefSeq and is a predicted model, not a curated record. Bases 260 to 1000 code for a protein of 246 amino acids. The transcript is spliced from 5 exons.